Molecule: messenger RNA, 1170 nt
Organism: Guillardia theta CCMP2712
Lineage: Eukaryota; Cryptophyceae; Pyrenomonadales; Geminigeraceae
Exons: 5
Coding region: 1-1170 (389 amino acids)
Source: RefSeq, a predicted model, not a curated record
AUGCGGGACCCGGAGACGGGCAGGCCACUCUUCGCCGUCAGGUGCAUCGAGCUCGCCUGCCAGGCAUGCAAGGAAGACGGCAAGGCGCACGAGUGUGUGCACCUCCUGCAUCUCGUCCCGCAGUGGCAGAGUGGCGAGAGGCACAGGAGGCUGAAGGUGAUGAUGCAGGAUCGCCCGGAUCUGAUACAAUCCGAGCUGGCGGGGCUGGCGUUCGACUCCCUGCAGCAGGCCUUCCGCCCCAAAGACGUGGAGAUCAUGUUCGAGCAGGUCGCCCCUCCCCUCUCCAACGGACAGACCGUCUUCGUCGUCGUGGACCCGGCGGCGGGAGGGCCGCAGAGCGACUACGCCGUCGUGAGCAUCGUGAGGAGCAAGGGGCUUGUGACGACCUCCCGCAGCUCCCGCUCGAAGUCGACGCUGAGGCGGAGCUCGUCGCGGAGGAAGCGGGGCACGACGCGGGAGCCGAGCUCGCGGAAGAGCACGGGGGCCUUGUGGGGGCAGAGGCCCUUGAGCGUGACCCCGGUGGGUUCGUGGAGGAAGGAGCGGCAGACCGCCUCUUUUAGCCCCAUGUCCACGUUGAGCAAGAGGAAGAAGACGCACCUCGCGCUCUCCGCGGCGAUCCUCUCCACCGCCCCCUUGCAGAACUCGAGCGUGAUCGUCGGGAUGGACGUGCUGUCGGGAUGCAAAGAGCCCGACAAGCAGUUCGACCUGCUCGGGGAGCACAUGGAGAGGCUGCGGGGGAUGAACACCGCGCUCUACGCCUCGGAGUUCGUCGUCAUGGUGGAGCGGAACCUGGGCUUCGAGGCGGAGUACCACCAGCGGCACUUCAACGGCAUGCCCCAUGUCCGCUUCCGCGUCGACCACAAGGCCCAGAGGUACGGCGUGCUGACGACACUCGAGAUAAAGCACGCCAUGUGCACCAUGCUCAACACCAUGCUGCGGGAGCGGAGGGUGCACCUCUGGGGCGAGUUCGUCAGCCGCGACCCCAGGGGCAUGAAGCGCCGGCUCCGCGAGCAGCUCGAGAUCUACUCCUACCAGUUCAAGGGCGCCGCCAGCGUCUUCAACAAGGACCAGCUCGCGCUCAGCGGGAAGGUCGGCGGGAUGAAGGACGACGUCUGCAUCGCCCUGCAGCUCGCCUGCUACUACAGCUCCAACCCGGAGUUCUACGUGUAG